AUGUGGGACUAUGUAGCUGUUAUAGAUUCUGGAGAUGUAGACAAAAACUCUGAAGCACUAGAUGAGGUAGUGGGGAUUGGCAUGGUAUUGAAAAAUUUUGGAGAUAAAGUUGGAACAUUUAAAGACUCUGAAGCACUAGUGGGUUUACUGAAAGACUUUAUAGCUAAAAAGAAAUCUCGUACUCACAACGCAUUUAACAUGAACUUCUCCAAACAAGCAGCUAAGGCUUCUGCAGGGCAUCAUUCCGCUAGGGAUUCACCUUCUUCACUCGAUGAUAAGUCUUCUCAUAUGGAAAUGACUCCAGCUGCUACUCCCCUUCCAAGCUCCCCAAAUGUUGGAGAUGUUGGGCCAUCUGAUCCCAAGAAACUGCUGAGAAUUCUUGCCAAUAGGGAGUCGGCAAGACGAGCUUACAUGAGAAAGCUAGAGUAUGAAGCGAAACUCCAUCAAGAUGCUGAGGAGGCAGAAGAGAAGGUGGCAAGGCUAUCUUCACAAGUGGCCUUUUAUGAAAGGAAACAAGGUCUACUGCAAAUGGAGAACAUCCAAAUAAAGGAGAGGAUCCAAUAUCUUGAGAAUUACAUAGCGCGCAAAGAUGGGGAGACUCUGGAGCUCUUGGUAGAAAGAGAGAGGCUUCUUUUGAUUCGACAGAUGCAGCGUGGCAGCGGCAGUGGUUUUUCCAACAAUUAA
Molecule: messenger RNA, 684 nt
Organism: Pyrus x bretschneideri (Chinese white pear)
Lineage: Eukaryota; Viridiplantae; Streptophyta; Magnoliopsida; Rosales; Rosaceae
Product: basic leucine zipper 2-like
Exons: 5
Coding region: 1-684 (227 amino acids)
Biological process (GO): positive regulation of DNA-templated transcription
Cellular component (GO): nucleus
Molecular function (GO): DNA-binding transcription factor activity; DNA binding
Source: RefSeq, a predicted model, not a curated record